Molecule: messenger RNA, 654 nt
Organism: Cordyceps militaris CM01
Lineage: Eukaryota; Fungi; Ascomycota; Sordariomycetes; Hypocreales; Cordycipitaceae
Exons: 4
Coding region: 1-654 (217 amino acids)
Source: RefSeq, a predicted model, not a curated record
AUGAAGUUCUCUCUCAUCGCUCUCGCUACCGGCGCCGCCGCCAUGAUGAACGGCACCCGACCUGAGCCUGGCAACAUGACCACCUAUACUACCGUCGUUACUGCUUUCACUACCUUCUGCCCUUCGGACCGCCCGCCGUCGUCCCGAGCUUCCACGGCCUGCCUGCCAGCGCAGCACAGACGAAUCUCGUGUAUGAAAUAUGAUGGACUAACACCGACUUCACAGGGCCCUACUCUGAUCCCCGUCCACGGUAACAAGACCAUCACCGUCACCAAGGCCACCACCCUGACCAUUACCGACUGCCCUUGCACCAUUGUCACCAGCUCCUUUCACGUUCCUCCCCCCACCAACGUGCCUCCUCCUCCUCCCGGCAACAAGAACCCCCCUCCGGCUAACAAGCCCUCUCCUCCUCCUGCCGUCAACCCUCCCCCCGCCGUCAACCCUCCCCCUGCUGUCCAGACUACUCCGGCCGCCAACCCUCCUGCCGCCAACCCUCCGGCCGCCAACCCUCCGGCCGCCAACCCCACCCCUGCCACCCAGAACCCGCCCACCGUCCAGGCCACCAACCCGCCUACUGUCACUGCCGGUGCCGGCCGUCUCGGUGCUGGUGUCGGCGCUCUGAUCCUCGCCGCCGCCUUCGCCAUGGCUCUGUAA